Sorex araneus (European shrew) is the source of this 6953-nucleotide messenger RNA. It is a transcript of the gene SRP54, whose product is annotated as signal recognition particle 54. The record is from RefSeq and is a predicted model, not a curated record. Gene Ontology annotation, biological process: SRP-dependent cotranslational protein targeting to membrane; SRP-dependent cotranslational protein targeting to membrane, translocation. Bases 400 to 1914 code for a protein of 504 amino acids. Gene Ontology annotation, cellular component: signal recognition particle, endoplasmic reticulum targeting; cytosol. NCBI's taxonomy places the organism in Eukaryota, Metazoa, Chordata, Mammalia, Eulipotyphla, Soricidae. Gene Ontology annotation, molecular function: GTP binding; 7S RNA binding; GTPase activity. The transcript is spliced from 17 exons.
UUCCUCAUUGGGCGGAAGGUUCGGUGGCAGUCGUCGGUCUUCCAGCUGGUGGGAGUUGGCGUCGCGGUGCUGGGCGCUGGGACCCUAGUGUAUGUCGUUCGGGAAGUCCGGCUUUGGAAUCGCCCGGCUGUGUCUGAUCCCAGCUCUCGGUGGUGUCCUCCCGCGCCGUGGGGCUUAGCGAAGAAAUCCCCGGCCCCUUUGGGCCAAGGCGGCUACGGUGCCUUUUGCGGUGAGGAAAGUGAGGCUCAGAGAGAUUAAGUAACUUGCCCAAAGUAACACAGCCAGUAUGUAACAGAGCUGGGAUUUGAAUCCAAGUCUGUCAGACUCCAAAGCCCAUGCUCUUUCCAGUACUUCACACUGCAGCAGAUUUUCUUUUAAUCACAUCUUAAAACCUUCAAGAUGGUACUAGCAGACCUUGGAAGAAAAAUAACCUCAGCGUUACGCUCACUGAGCAAUGCCACCAUCAUCAAUGAAGAGGUAUUAAAUGCUAUGUUAAAAGAAGUAUGUACAGCAUUAUUGGAAGCAGAUGUUAAUAUUAAACUAGUAAAGCAACUAAGAGAAAAUGUCAAGUCUGCUAUUGAUCUUGAAGAGAUGGCAUCUGGUCUUAACAAAAGAAAAAUGAUUCAGCAUGCUGUAUUUAAAGAACUUGUGAAGCUUGUAGACCCUGGAGUUAAAGCAUGGACACCUACUAAAGGAAAGCAGAAUGUGAUUAUGUUUGUUGGAUUGCAAGGGAGUGGUAAAACAACAACUUGUUCGAAGUUAGCAUAUUAUUACCAGAGGAAAGGUUGGAAGACUUGUUUGAUAUGUGCAGACACAUUCAGAGCAGGUGCUUUUGACCAGUUAAAACAGAAUGCCACCAAAGCAAGAAUUCCCUUCUAUGGAAGCUAUACAGAAAUGGAUCCGGUUAUCAUUGCCUCUGAAGGAGUAGAGAAAUUCAAAAAUGAAAACUUUGAAAUUAUUAUUGUUGACACAAGUGGGCGCCAUAAGCAAGAAGAUUCUUUGUUUGAAGAAAUGCUUCAAGUUGCUAAUGCUAUACAACCUGAUAACAUUGUUUAUGUGAUGGAUGCCUCCAUUGGACAAGCUUGUGAAGCUCAGGCUAAGGCUUUCAAAGAUAAAGUAGAUGUAGCCUCAGUAAUAGUGACAAAACUUGAUGGCCAUGCAAAAGGAGGUGGUGCUCUUAGUGCGGUUGCUGCCACAAAAAGUCCAAUUAUAUUCAUUGGUACAGGGGAACAUAUAGAUGACUUUGAACCUUUUAAAACACAACCUUUUAUCAGCAAACUUCUUGGUAUGGGUGACAUUGAAGGACUGAUAGAUAAAGUCAAUGAGUUGAAGUUGGAUGACAAUGAAGCACUUAUAGAAAAGUUGAAACAUGGUCAAUUUACAUUAAGAGACAUGUAUGAGCAAUUUCAAAAUAUCAUGAAAAUGGGCCCUUUCAGUCAAAUCUUGGGGAUGAUCCCUGGUUUUGGAACAGAUUUUAUGAGCAAAGGAAAUGAACAAGAGUCAAUGGCUAGGCUGAAGAAAUUAAUGACGAUAAUGGAUAGUAUGAAUGAUCAAGAACUCGACAGUACUGAUGGUGCUAAGGUGUUUAGUAAGCAACCAGGAAGAAUCCAGAGGGUAGCAAGAGGUUCAGGUGUGUCUACAAGAGAUGUUCAAGAACUUUUGACACAAUAUACCAAAUUUGCACAGAUGGUAAAGAAGAUGGGAGGUAUCAAAGGACUUUUCAAAGGUGGUGACAUGUCUAAGAAUGUGAGUCAGUCACAAAUGGCAAAAUUGAAUCAACAAAUGGCAAAAAUGAUGGAUCCAAGAGUUCUUCAUCACAUGGGUGGUAUGGCAGGACUUCAGUCAAUGAUGAGGCAGUUUCAACAGGGUGCUGCUGGCAAUAUGAAAGGCAUGAUGGGAUUCAAUAAUAUGUAAAAGAAGAUGCCUUAAUAUAAACUGACUUAGUUGAUUACAUUAUUUGCCGAGACCUCAAAGUUUCCCUUCUUUUUGCAAACGGGGGGAAAAAAAGUAUUUUUCUUGCCUCUUUCCCUUAUCCUUUUUCUUCUUGUCUUCUCAUUUCUUUUUCCUUUCUUUCUUCCCUACAUCUCUUUGAUAUAAGGGAGGAAAAUAUGGUUUUUUGUGGAAAUCAUUAUAAUUUUGCUUUAGAUUUUCUUUUGUUUUCACCAUCAUACCACUUCUUAAAUUAAAUCAUGAUGUAAAAUUUUAGUACUUAAAAGUUUUUAAUUGUCUCAAAGGCCAAGAAUUACAUUUGUAAACAGUUCGGUCAGUAGUUACAUGAUGUCUCAAUAAAAAGUGCUGUAAAAUAAAUUUUAAAAUUGUUAUAAGUUAAGGGGGUGUUAAUUUUCUUUUUGAUUUUAAAUGAUCCAUGUAUAACAUUUAAAAGCAGACAGAAAAACCAACAGCUGUAUUUCAUCAAAACUACUUCUAGGGGUCAGAAAGAUAUCUCAGCAUGCUUGAUGCAGAAUGGAGGAAGUCUGGGUUUAUCCCUAGCUCUGAAUGUUCCCUGAACACUUGGGAGCAAGUCCCAAUCACAGAGCUGGGAAUAGGCCUCAACUGCUAUUUGUGGUUCCUCCAAAUUUAUAAAAGCUUUUCUUACGUAAGUUGCAUUUUUAUUUCAUAUUUUUGAACCAUUAAUGGCAGUGUUUUUUUAAAGCCAAUUUUAUUGUUCUUACAUCUGAAAACUGAAGAAAUGAAAACACUUUGAUAAUAGUAGCUAAUGUACAUACCUCCUAAUGAGAAAGUAAUUGCAAAUACCAGGGCUGUCACUAUUUUAUAUUAAAAAUAGUGGCUGGAGCGAUAGUACUGUGGGGAAAGUGUUUGCCUUGCACGAGACCUGCCUGGGUUCAGUCCCUGGCACCCUAUAUGGUCCCCUGAACCUGUGAGGAGUGAUCCCUGAGUGCAGAGCCAAGAUAAAUCCCUGCGCAUUGCUGGGUGUGGCUCCAAAACAAAAUAAAACCAAAAAAGGACACUAUCAUUCAUCUGAGGCUGGAGCAAUAGUAUAGCUGGUAGGACAAAUGAACUUUCUUUCUUUUUUUUGCUUCAUUUGGGCACACCUUGUGGUACUCGGGUUACUUCUGGCUCUGCACUCAGGCAUUAUCUGGUGGUGCUCAGGGUACCAUUUGGGAUGCCAGAGAUCGAGCUCAGAUUGGCCAUGUGCAAGGCAAAUGUCCCAAAUGAACAAUUCAAUAUGAUGAAUAUCAGUGAUCUCCUGGGAGAAUUAUAUUUGUUGGCAUAUAAAAUGUAAGAUGUACAUGAACACGUGGAAAAUUUAUUGCAAUUUUAUGUAAAAUAUUUAUUUUUCAUCAUGUAAAAGAGACUAAUAUGUUACAUAAAUCACUGUAUUGAUUAGAUAAAUACAGCAUAUUAUAAUGAGAAGUCUUUCUAAUUUGCCCUAUUAGUGAUCGUGAAUAAUGGAACUUAAAUUCGGCUGGACCUAUAUAUAGUACAGUGGGUGGGGUACUUAUCUUGCAUGCAGCCAACGUGGGAUUGAUUCUUGGCAUCCCAUAUACUUCCCCAAUCCAGCCAAAGUGAUCCCUGAACACAGAGCCAGGAGUAAGCCCUGGCUCUGUGGCACAAAAACACCACCAGUUGUGGCACAAAAACAAAGAAGUGUCACCUAACUAAAAAGAAAUGUAAUAUUAUCAGUAACUGCUGUACAUAGAAGGUAACAAGACUAGGAAAUAUUUUUAGAACUAUUAAUGUAGGUAAAAUAGAAUGGCAAUACCUAAUUUCAGUAAAAUACAGGGACCUAAAAUUAACAUAAAAUAUAUUAAUUUCUUAUAUAAAAACAAGUAUUUCCAUAAAAAUGAAAAAAGGUGUUUCAGAAAUAUGAAGGAAUUUCAACUGGAUACUUGUAUAUGCAGUAGAUCAAGUAUUUUUGUUAUUUGGGGACCACACUGUCAGGUGUUCAGUGACUAAUCCUAUUCUGUUUAUUCUUGGUGAUGCUUAGGGGACCAUAUUUCGUGCUGGGAGGGUUGAACUAAGUCUUCUAUUUGAAUAUAGAAACCAGCCAAAGAAUUUGAAUGAGCUCUAAUAAAAACUGUAACAGGCCGGAGAGAUAGUACAGGAAGUACUUCAUUACAGGUACCUUGCACUGCAGCCAACCUGGGUUUGAUCCUUGUAUAUUGUUCCCUGAGUAACGCUGGAUGUGUGAGCCCCUUGGGAAAAAAAUCAUAAAAUUUAAAAACAAACCCGAUGUAGAGCAUUAACAACUAAAGUAAGCUUUGAUCUUCUUUAAAACCUAGUAAUUAUUAGUAGAGCCAAAUAAGUUAUAUUUAACACUAGAGUUAUCCUCGCCUCAAAUCUAAAUGGUUUUCUUUAUUGGCUUUCAUUGGGUGAGAAAGUCACCUUCAAAAUUAAGUUUCAGCAACAGAGUUCAAAAAAUUAAGCUUUUAUUGUAAUAAAGCUGAGCUUAAUAUGCUCUUUGCUUUUGGCCAUUAGUUAUGGGAAUAUAAAUUUAGAUGUUGGGGAAUUAGUUUAAAUUUUAGUCCUAGAUCAGUUAAUGACAUAGAGAAUUUAGUUAUGAGGGGUUUUUUUACAUUUUGUGCUCAGUGUUGAAUAGUUAGCUAAUCUUACUCUUCUCUGCUGACAUCUGGGUAAUAUGGGCAUUUUGAGUGUUAGGUAAUUUUCAGAAACAUUUUUUCUUUUUUAUUGAUUUAUCAUUGUUUUAUUAUGGAAAUUUGGAGAAGAUGCUUUUAAACUGAAAAUACAAAGUAUAAACUGGUGAUUAUGAUACGCUUGCUUUGCUAAUAUUUUUUUUUUUUUUGCUUUUUGGGUCACACCCGGCGAUGCACAGGGGUCACUCCUGGCUCUUGCACUCAGGAAUCACUCCUGGCGGUGCUCAGGGGACCAUAUGGGAUGCUGGGAUUCGAACUCGGGUCGGCCGCAUGCAAGGCAAACGCCCUACCCGCUGUGCUAUCACUCCAGCCCCAUUGCUUUGCUAAUAUUAUGGUACAAAAGUGAUUUUGACCUACAUGUACUAUUUUCAGUUUUCUCAUUUUACUUCCUCUUCAUUUAAAAUCAUUUGAAGAGCAUCUUUCAGCUUCUCUAGGCUUAAAGGGCUUUUUCAUUAGCCUAAAACAGUGCAUUCUCAGUGCUAGUUGAAUCCUAAGUGGGAAAAUAAUCUGAAAGUCCAUUGCAGUACCUGCUUAAAAAAGGGAUAAUUCACAUGUGCCACUCACUAAGAAAACCUUCUACUUGGGGUCUGCGGCUCCUCCAUUAAUACUACAUAAAGGACUGUAUUUUAUGGUAAGUAGAAUGGAGUAAUGGCCUUUUAUUGUGGGUUAUUUUUCCUAAGCAACUUACACUAACGUUUUUUCUCCUAGAAAACACACCAUAUUUGCAUCAAGUGAGGAGAACAUUUAAUGUAUACCUGUCUAAAAUUUAGGAAUGUUUGCUUGUUUUUAAUGAUUUUAUAUUAGAAUGGUGGAAAUUUUCUCCCUGAUUACCCAAAAGUUAUUUAUUUUUUAUUGAAUAACCAUGUGAAAAGAGGUUUUUUGGGACAUUUCUUAUUAAUGAACCUGUACGUUUGCUUUCUUGAUCAGAACCUGCCUGUGCUCAGGGCUUACUUCUGACCCUAAGCUCAGGAAUCACUCCUGGCUAACUGAGGGCAGGAUGGGGUGGGUACAUUGUAUGGUGUCCUGGAUUGAAGCUGGGUCAGCAGGGUGCAAGGCAAAUGCUCUACCCAUUGUACUAUUGCUCCAACUCCUGCGCCAAUACUUUCUGAUAUUGGGAAAAUAAUGGUAUCAGAGUUUUCAUUUCUGGCACAAGAAUUGUACAAAUUGCUUUCCUGUUGCUUGGCACUCCUUUUGAAAUGGGAUACUGGGGUUAUGCAACCCUUCAGUUAUGUGUGUCCCUUUGAUUUUUUUGUAAUUUUCUUUGUUAAUAAAAAAAAACCUGGAUUACCUGUCCUGGGAGAAAAGGCAUCUCUGUAAUCUUUAUUAUACCUGAGUUCUUAUUUUUUGUUAUCAAGUUUGACAAGUAUAACUUUAGGAUAUACAGAAUACAAAGAAGAUAAUGUUUGAUGACUAAUGUCACAUAAAAAAAAUUCUGACCAAAUUUUGGGGCUGGAGCCAUAGUACGGUGGGUAAGGCGUUUGCCUUGAACAUGACUACCCAAGUUUGAUCCCUGGCAUCCCAUAUUGCCCACUAACCACUGCCAGGACUGAUCCAUGAAUACAGAGCCAGGAAGAAGCCCUAAGCAUUGCCAGGUGUGGCCCAAAAACCAACGAAAAAAAUUUUGACCACAUUUUAAUAAAAAAAUAGUGUUUACUUUCAUUGGUUUCUUGUAUAUAGAACUAUAAAGCUUAGUGGAUAUCUCUUGUUAACUAAACUUUAAAACUUUAAUUUCCAUAUGUAUAUUUUCACAUAUCACACUAUUUUUUGGUUUAGAAAUGUUCUGUCAUAGUUUUCUGAACAGAAAACUAUUUUUUUCUAUUUUGGUUUUUGAGCCACACCCGGUGGUGCUGAGUAUUCCCAGAAUUGUGUUUGGGGAUCACUCCUAUUGGUGCUUGGGGGUCUUUAUAUGGUGCCAUGGAUUGAACAGUUUGGAAUGUGUUAGGCAAACACCUUAUCCCUGUACUAUCCUUGACCCCACAUUUUUAUUCUGUUCAUUUGUUUUGUUUGGGGGGGUCACACCCAACUUUGCUCAAGGCUUACUCCUGGCUCUAUAUGUAAGGUGCUGGAUGACCAUAUGUGUUUCGGGGAAUCCAGCCUGGCAAGGCCAGUGCCCUACAUGCUAUACUGUCUGGCCCUCCACAUUUUUAUUCUUUAGAAUGAAAGAGUGACUAAGCUUGUAAAGCUUUAGAAUUUCAAGUAAAUUAUCCUGAAUUUAUUUUUUGUUCGAGUGACAUAAGAAUGAAAGAUUUGGCAUGUUUCUCAGAUUCCCACUAUAGGUGAGCUAUGACAGGAAAUAAUGACAAUACAAGUAAGCCCAAAUAAAUCCAUUAGAAUUUC